UCUUCAAGUCGGAAAGUUGCAGCUCAAGAAAGAUGCUCCAGCUUCCGACUUUGAAUUCCAAGUUGAUUGACAGUUCAAACGUUUUUCCCCAGAAGUCUCAGUUGUCAUGAACGGACUGAAGUCAGAUAUUUCCGAGUUUCCAAUUGUUGUGAACGCGGCAUAUGAUAUGAAAGAGUAGACGCAACAGGACUCUGUAAACGUUGUAAAAGGAUCCUAGAUUAUAGCCUAGUACUUCCGUGUUUGUACAUUAGCUGUUCCCGAACCUGGAAAAAGUGGACAAGUGGUGUUUGUUGAAGUCAACCACCCACAUAAGGAUCAUCAACCAUGUCCACCUCUAUCACCACUGCAAAUGGAACUGUGGUAGUGUCACAAGUUUUCCACUUGGCGGAGAAUGGCAAGGCUUCAGUGCCACUUCUGAAUGUCACUCCCCAGAUCCAGAGUGUGCCCCCUGCUGUGCCACUGCCUACCACUAAAGUGUCAGAGAUGACAAGGGUGUUCCUGCAGCUUCAGCCACAAUCUCUUGGGAUUGUUCAGAUCGUCCUUGGAUUGGUGUGCAUGGUGGUGAACCUGUCUGCUCUUCUCACCCCUAUCCUGUAUGACCAGUUCCCACUCUUCAUGGGAGUUGCUUUUGUCCUCUCUGGAUCUCUCACUGUGGCUGCCCGGAAAGGAACACGUUUGAGUCUGAUUAAAGGGACUCUGGCUGUGAAUGUUGUCAGUGUUCUUGUGGCUCUGGCUGGGGUUGCCUAUAUUUGUAUGCUUCUGACUGUGAAACAUGAAGAUGGUUUCUGCACCGACACUGACAACAACUAUACUUCCAAUUCCAACCAGAACAGGAUAAAGGAAUGCACAAUUAUGGUUAGGACACUAUAUACAGUCUUGAAUGGGGUGAAGGGCAUUCUACUGGUCCUGAUGGUGAUGGAGCUCUGUGUGGCUCUCACUGUCUGCGUCUUCUCUGGGAAAUCCAUUCACCUCCGUGGGUACUACAGCCUGAGCUGUGGCCGGGGAAUGGUGGCGGUAGAGACUGGUACUGACCCCACCGGAGCCAGCCAGGCCUCCCUGAGCGACAGUGACGUGGCCUUACUGAGCAGUGUUGAAGACUCUGACACCCCGGCUCCACCGUACUCUCCUUGAGGCAGAACAAUACCAUACACCUGACCCUAGGAAGUGUGAUGCCAUUGCGAAUGUUUCCGAUGUUUUGUUAUCAAUUUGAACAGUCAUGUGUCCUGGUGAUGGUUCUGUCCUGAUGAAUGUAGUGCUUACUAAUUCAUGAAGUAGCACUCUUUGCUAUUUCAUAUUACUGGAGAGUUGCUCUUGAUUUCUGACUAUUAUUCUUUCAUUCAAUAAAUGUAAUAUUUCCUCUUCAA
Molecule: messenger RNA, 1364 nt
Organism: Oncorhynchus kisutch (coho salmon)
Lineage: Eukaryota; Metazoa; Chordata; Actinopteri; Salmoniformes; Salmonidae
Product: CD20-like domain-containing protein
Exons: 7
Coding region: 325-1131 (268 amino acids)
Cellular component (GO): membrane
Source: RefSeq, a predicted model, not a curated record